AUGGCCCCUGUGCCGAGGCCAGGCAGUCUCAAGGAUCCCGACAUCGCGGACCUCUUCUACAAGCACGAUCCGGAGAAGAUCUUCGAGGAUCUGCGCGAAAUCGGACAUGGCUCGUUCGGCGCGGUCUACUACGCGCGAUGUCUGCUCACGCAGGAGAUCGUCGCGAUUAAGAAAAUGUCGUAUUUGGGCAAGCAGAGUUUGGAGAAGUGGCAGGAUAUUUUGAAGGAGAUCAGGUUUCUACGCCAGCUGAAACAUCCCAACACCGUCGAGCACAAGGGCUGCUACCUGCGCGAUCACACGGCAUGGCUCGUGAUGGAGUACUGUCUCGGGUCGGCGUCCGACAUCAUCGAGGUGCACAAGUGCGCGCUGCGCGAGGAGGAGAUCGCCGCGAUCUGCGAUGGCGUUCUGAACGGUCUCAGUUAUCUGCACAGUCUCGGGCGGAUACACCGGGACGUGAAGGCGGGCAACAUUCUGCUUACCGAGAACGGUACAGUGAAGCUGGCCGAUUUUGGGAGCGCUUCCAUAAAGUGUCCGGCGAACUCGUUCGUCGGUACGCCUUAUUGGAUGGCGCCCGAGGUUAUACUGGCCAUGGACGAGGGGCAGUACGAUGGGAAGGUCGACGUGUGGUCGCUAGGUAUUACUUGUAUUGAAUUGGCUGAACGAAAACCACCCUAUUUUAAUAUGAACGCGAUGUCCGCUCUUUAUCACAUUGCUCAAAACGAGUCACCUUCUCUUCAGUCUUCGGAAUGGACGGAUUGUUUUAAAUAUUUCGUUAAGUCUUGCUUGCAGAAAUUACCAGGAGAACGUCCGACCUCGACGAAAUUGUUGUCGCAUCCGUUCGUCGCGAGACCGAUGCAAACGAACGUCCUAACCGACCUCAUACAACGUACCAAAGCAGCCGUAAGAGAUUUAGAUAAUUUAAAUUAUAGAAAAAUGAAGAAGAUACUAAUGGUCGAAAGUUGCGAGACUGAAAGUACGAUAGAGGACGUCGACGAUACGCCCGACGAGCACACGGGCGGGGAUAGUUCCAAGAGCAACUCCAUUACGUCGGAGCACAGUAUACAUUCGGUCGGUGUUUCGGCCAGUAGUCAGUCGAGUAGUACCAACAGUCUUCCAGCAGGGGGCGACGCUGACGGCUUGUCGAGGAGACACCGCGCGAACAUCAACCACGCGGCGGCGGCCAUCGUUUCCGAUCACGGCACUAACAAUUUCGCAACAAUUCGAACGACCAGUAUUGUAACGAAGCAGCAAAAGGAGCACAUGCAGGAAGAAAUGCACGAGCAAAUGUCGGGUUAUAAGCGAAUGCGACGCGAGCAUCAAAGCGCCUUAAUGAAACUGGAGGAGAAGUGCAAAAUGGAAAUGGAAAGUCACAAGAACCAGUUGGACAAGGAGUACGAGAUGCUGUUGCAGACGUUCAGUCGGGAUUUGGAGAAGUUGCAAGUUCGACAUCAGCAGGAGCUCGAGCGGAAGCUCAAGCAGAACCAAAUCGGCGAGAAGAAGUUGGGGAAAGACAUCUCUAGUCGUCAGGAGCUCGAUAGGAAGGCCUUCGAUGCGCAUAGAAAGAAAGAGUAUAAAGCGAACAAGGAGAGGUGGAAAAGGGAGCUGUCGCAAGACGACUCGACUCCGAAACGGCAACGCGACGCCACCUUACAGACUCAAAAGGAUAACCUUAAGCUGGUCGAGGCGCAGGAGGAACAACGACUGUUACGAUCGCAAAAGGAGUAUAUAGAAAUUGAGGUUAGGAAAUUUAGAAGAAAAAAAUUACUCGGCUUCCACAACUUGGAGCAGGAGCUGCUGCGCGAGGAGCUCAAUAAACGUCAACAGCAGCUCGAGCAGGCCCACUCGAUGCUCUUGCGCCAUCAUGACAAAACGCAAGAGUUGGAGUAUCGGCAACAGAAAACCGUGCACGCGCUCAGAGAGGAACAGGUGCAACGCCAACACAGUACUGAACUGGCGAAUCAAGAGGAGUACAUGCUUAGGUCGCAGCGGGAGUUACGAAAAAAGCACGCGUUAGAGAUAAAGCAGCAGCCGAAGUCGCUUAAGCAAAAGGAAAUGAUGGUGCGAAAACAAUUUCGGGAAACGUGCAAAGUGCAAACGAAGCAGUACAAGGCGCUCAAGACGCAGAUCCUUCAGAACACGCCGAAGGAGGACCAAAAGGCGGUGAUCAAGAAGCUGAAAGAGGAGCAGCGUCGCAAGUUGGCGCUUUUAGGGGACCAGUACGAGCAGAGCAUCGCCGAGAUGCUGCAAAAGCAGUGCAUACGUUUGGACGAAAGUCAGGAGAUCGAGGCGCAGCAGAUGAAGGAGCGGUUGCACUACGAGCUCGAGAUCCUGAUGGCCUAUCAGAGUAAGAAUAAGAUGCAGGCGCAAGCGCAGAGGGAUAGGGAACGUAGGGAAUUGGAGGAGCGGGUGUCCGUUAGGCGAGCGCUUCUAGAGCAGAAGAUGACCUCCGAGACUCAGAGGUUUUUAGAAGAGCGUUCGGAACGGAUACGACUGCUACACGAGAAGCAAGAACGCGAGCUAGAAGAGUUUGAUGAGGAGUCCGCCAGAUUAGGGUUUAGCGUUUUAGCGAUCGCCGAAGCGACACGCGAAAACUACCACGACGACGAUAGGUCACUAUCGGGUUCCAUGUUAAGUCUUGCUCAUUCCAACAGUUCAACUAGUUUUCCUCCGGGUUCUAUUUAAAUAGUACGCUUUUUUAAACUGCCCAAUCCCCGACCUCCCCUUCCCACUCAACAACUUCCUCCCCUUUUGUCAGAGGUUCAAAAUCGAAUACGCAUUUAAUCACUCAUUUAACAAAGUGCCGAUUGAUAAACGAAAUUGAUAUUUUAACCGUAGAACGUAUUAUCUAAUUUCCGGUAGGUAUGUAUGUAUAUUUAAGAAGCGCUUGAUAAUUGUAUUAGUUGUUAAUGCUGUAAAUUUGGCGAAAAUUAACGAAGUGUAAUCGGUAUUUGUUUCUUAGACAAAUAUAUACAAUUAUAUUACUGUGGAACCUCUGUCAAAAGGCCUUUUUGUUUUAUGUAAAUAAUUAAGCAUUCAUUGUAUGUAUAUCGAAAACCCUGUCGAUUUAUUGUUAGGUAUAAUUUUUGAUUUUCUCAUUAUUUUUGUUUUUAGUCAACUCAUAUAUUUUAUUAAACUAUGUUGCAUCAUAGCUGUUAAUAAUAUUUUUAUUAAUUAGUCAUUUGACCUCGUAAGUGUUUUAAUUAUAAAAUUAAAAAAACCUCAACCUCUAUCAUAUAAUAUCAAUUAGUUAGCGAAACAAAAAAAAAACAUUCAAAAAGACUAACAUAUACCAAAAACAAUAUUUGGUAUUUACGCUUAAAAUUAUGCAAGAAAUGUAUAGUAGAAAUUACAAGUAGGUAAAUCAUGGUAUCCGUACGAUUGCAUUUUUUAACAAAAACUGUCUUACUCCAUUUACCCGGGCAUGCCUUUUUUUGUGCCCCAGUAUUUUAAGGUUUUUGUAUAAAAACUGUAAAUUUUGUUAUGGUUUUAAAUUUAAUUCUAUAUUAUAAAUGGAUAGAUUUAUGUAAACGCUAAAUAAUGCUAACAGUAUUUAUUUGCCUUUUUAGUCAUUUUAUGUGAAGUAACAACAAUUGUAUAUACUUAGGAAAUUUUUUACCCCCGUCUCCCUUCUCCGAUUUGUUUUAUCAUUUCACCGUAACUCUGUGCAUAUAUUUAUUAUGUACAUUUAACUUUUUUUUUUGUUACUUUACCAUGUAAAGAAAUAAAAAAAAUAUGAGGCAGU
Messenger RNA from Photinus pyralis (common eastern firefly), 3742 nucleotides. RefSeq names its product serine/threonine-protein kinase Tao (gene Tao). The coding region runs from base 1 to 2682 and encodes 893 amino acids. The record is from RefSeq and is a predicted model, not a curated record. The transcript has 13 exons. Gene Ontology annotation, molecular function: protein kinase activity; ATP binding. Gene Ontology annotation, biological process: protein phosphorylation. NCBI's taxonomy places the organism in Eukaryota, Metazoa, Arthropoda, Insecta, Coleoptera, Lampyridae.